Molecule: messenger RNA, 1059 nt
Organism: Notodromas monacha
Lineage: Eukaryota; Metazoa; Arthropoda; Ostracoda; Podocopida; Cyprididae
Source: the annotation of a GenBank genome assembly
AUCCUCGGUUUAGUGGACUACGACUGCGUAGAAAUCAACAAUCUUCACCGGCAAGUUCUUCAUGACGAAGAGAAAGUCGGUAUGAAUAAGGCAUUGUCAAUAGCAGCAUCACUGAAGAAGCAAGUGUUGAAUUCAUUGAUUGAAACUCGUACUCAUGAAAUCCUCUUGAACAAAGAUAAUGCCAUGGGUGUCAUAAGUACGUAUGACAUUGUGGUGGACUGCUCGGACAAUGUUCCUACUCGUUACCUUUUGAAUGAUGCCUGCGUCUUGCUGAACAAGCCACUGGUUUCUGGAAGUGCGUUGAGGUACGAUGGGCAAUUGACUGUUUACCACUCCGAUGGUGGUCCGUGUUAUCGGUGCAUAUUUCCUAAGCCUCCGCCUCCAUAUACAGUGGCAAAUUGUUCAGAUGGUGGCGUUUUAGGCAUGGUGCCUGGAAUAAUCGGUACUUUACAAGCGCUGGAAGUAGUGAAGCUACUCACAAAAACUGGGGAUACUCUGCGUGGAAAAUUGAUGAUUUUUGACGGUGCCAGCUCUUCAUUCCGUAAAAUCAAGCUGCGUGAACGUCGGGAGGAUUGCUCAGUGUGUGGAAGAUGUCCAACUAUCACCGAGCUGCAAGAUUAUGAAUUACUCUGUGGAGCAUCUGCCAAUGAUAAAGACGCAGAUGUUGAUCUACUCGACGAGUUUGAUCGCGUAGAAGUCAAGGAGUAUAAGAGAAUUGUUGAUGUCUCGUCUCCUCAUAUUUUGUUGGACGUGAGACCGAAGGCGGAAGUGAGCAUAUGUGUCAUCCCGGGAUCAAUCAAUUUACCAUUUAACAGCUUAACGAGACAAGUGUGCGAUGAAUCGUACGUCGGGCAGAUAUCCGAGCGUUGCGUGGAGUGUAAUUCUUCGCCUGAUCAACCCCUGCCAGUUUUCGUCGUAUGCAGGCGAGGAAAUGAUUCGCAAAUCGUCGUCGAGACUUUGAAGAAGACCCUCGAGCAGUUACCUGUAGUUGUGAAAGAUCUCAAGGGAGGGUUGCACGCGUGGGCAUCGGACGUUGACCCUGAAUUUCCAGUGUAUUAG